CAAAGACGCUGCUCUUUCCGCCAUGAAAUUUUGCUCAUCAUCCUUUCGCGAUCAUCCAGCUGACUCUCAAUAGCCUCAGGCCUCAACCCUGAGUCCUUGCGCACUAUUGCUUUCAUUCAAUACGCUCCUCUAGCCGACGGUAUCUCUUCACAGACCAUGCAAUCCCCGUCUUCCCCUCUCGCCACCACUGGACCAAGGGCGAAGGAGGACGCCGGGGUUUCCAGCAACGUACCAAACGGAACUUCGCUCCCUGAUGGCGUAAAGAACCACGAUCCCUCGACCCACGAAGGCCCUCGACGCGACUCGGGUACUGUCGAGGAUUGCUCAUUGAAUGCAAUCGUGGCUGCCGCUGAAUUUAUUGAAAAAAAUUCGGCUGACGAUAGUGGCCAACGCUCGUCGUCCAGUAGAAAUGGCACUGCCCUGAAGCGGAAACUAUCUUCGUAUGAACCGGAAGACUUGCAGGAACAGUCCAGCGACCAAAUUCUUACCAAGGAAGUACUAGGACCUUGGUUGACGAACCUCAUCCAAAGUGCAAGGGAGCUUACCAAUCGGCCACACGGCAGCACUCUCACAAUGAGUCCUAGUCUUGACAAGACAAAACAAACUACCAGGAAGAGGUUUCCUGAUCACGGGAUGAGAGAAAUUCUCCCUGGCCUAGUUCUUGGAGACAUGCCAGCCUCAAUAUGCCCAGAAAUGCUCCGAGAAUAUCAUAUCAAUAGUAUCGUUUCGCUCUGCCAUGAGCAACGUGGUUGGAGAUCAGCAAUGAUAAGAGCAGAGAAGCCACCUGACCGUAAUAUAUUUAUCCAAUGUCAAAACUCAUUGACUCUGGACCUCCUGGUUUACAUGAGCGAUAUCUGCGACUUUAUCGAUCAAAUGGCCCCUCCAGCCUUGCAGCUAUCCCCCUGUCCAUUUUUUUCCGCUCUACCGCCCUCACAUUCGAUACUAGUGCAUUGUGAAGCUGGACGAUCGCGUUCGCCAUGCAUCAUUCUUGCUUAUCUCAUGCGAAAGUACUCCAUGAGUUACAAAGAUGCUGUAGGGUUUACCGAAAUAAAGCAAAAAGUUGAGCCAGAAAAUCCCAACCUUGCGCGACAACUUCAAAUCUGGGAGGAGGUCGGGUACAACGUAUGGGAGGAUGAGAAGAGAACGAUCCCCAAAGCGCCGUAUCAAGAAUAUCUAGAUGAUCGAGCGCGCUUACUGAACGGGGAACCGGACCUAGACGCAGUUAGAAAUGCCUUAAACGCUCGACACUCGCCCUAUCCGAUCGGGCCAAAGUUUGAGCCACCAUAUUGCUGCAAAAUGGACUACGAUUGCUCCUGCAAAAAGUUACGAAGACGCCUAAUGGUAGGCAGGACAUAACGUCCCAAUCCUCUCUCCUGUCACUGUUGUAAAUUGCUGCGGUGACUUCUGCUAGAAGCUGCCCCAUCACUCGUCAAGUGUUUGAACAUUAUUAGCAUGGAAGGUGUUCCAGGUACCGUAUCAGGUUUUGCUGUCAUGUUUUGCAUCAUCAUAA
Messenger RNA from Aaosphaeria arxii CBS 175.79, 1510 nucleotides. Its product is annotated as phosphatases II. Lineage: Eukaryota; Fungi; Ascomycota; Dothideomycetes; Pleosporales. Gene Ontology annotation, cellular component: cytoplasm. Gene Ontology annotation, molecular function: protein tyrosine/threonine phosphatase activity; MAP kinase tyrosine/serine/threonine phosphatase activity. Bases 157 to 1356 code for a protein of 399 amino acids. The record is from RefSeq and is a predicted model, not a curated record. The transcript has a single exon. Gene Ontology annotation, biological process: negative regulation of MAPK cascade; protein dephosphorylation.